Molecule: messenger RNA, 2760 nt
Organism: Lotus japonicus
Lineage: Eukaryota; Viridiplantae; Streptophyta; Magnoliopsida; Fabales; Fabaceae
Product: pentatricopeptide repeat-containing protein At2g22410, mitochondrial
Exons: 1
Coding region: 197-2209 (670 amino acids)
Biological process (GO): RNA modification
Molecular function (GO): RNA binding; protein binding
Source: RefSeq, a predicted model, not a curated record
UCCUCUUCUUACAUUCUUAUUACACAUACGUAUAGUUUUAGCUUUUUCAUUUUUCUCAAUUAAGGCCUUCGAGUGUGAAUUUCACAACUACUCACAAUUAUAUAAAUAGCUGAAUAUUAUCCCUUCAAUGUCUGUCUUUUAUAAUCCAAUCUUGUGAAAAAGUUGUGGAAAUUUUUUCAGUGAACAUUGUGAAGCCAUGCCCAUUCUGUUUGUCGGCAAAUUCAGAUAUCGAUAUAGAUAUAGAUAUAGAUAUAGCUACCCUUUGAUCCCGACAGCCCCACCUUUUAUCCCUUUUCUCUCGUUGUUACAUACUCGGUCGUUAGCUCCCCUUGUCAAACCUAUCAAUUGGAACACCACCCACAGUUUUGUUUGGAAAAAUCCGCUUCUUUCGAUCUUGGAAAGAUGUAAGUCAUUGGUGCAGUUGAAGCAAAUCCAGGCUCGGAUGACCGUGACGGGCUUGGUUGAUGAUGGUUUUGCUGCGAGUCGGCUCGUUGCCUUUUGUGCUCUCUCUGAAUCGCGGGCCCUUGAGUAUUGCAGUAAAAUCUUGUUUCAUGCACGAGAACCCAAUGUCUUUUCUUGGAACGUGACGGUAAGGGGAUAUGUGGAAAGUGGGAGCUUAGAAGGAGCUCUUUUGAUGUACAGGAGAAUGUUGCAGGGUGGUGUUUUGAAGCCAGAUAAUCAUACUUACCCUUUACUGAUUAAAGCUUGUUCUUGCCCAUCUUUAAAUUGGGUCGGUUUUACUAUACUUGGGCAUGUGUUGAAGUUUGGUUUUGAAUCAGAUAUAUUUGUGCACAAUGCUUCAAUCACUAUGCUACUCUCAUACGGAGAGUUGGAGGCAGCAUAUGAUGUGUUCAGUAAAAGUUGUGUGAGAGACCUUGUAACCUGGAAUUCCAUGAUUACUGGGUGUGUUAGAAGAGGACUAGCAAAUGAGGCUAUAAAACUCUAUCGAGAAAUGGAGGCAGAGAAAGUGAAGCCAAAUGAGAUUACAAUGAUUGGGGUCGUUUCUUCUUGUUCUCAGUUACAGGAUUUGAAUCUUGGCAGAGAAUUUCAUCAUUAUAUCAAGAGACAAGGGCUUGAGUUCACAAUUCCACUCAAUAAUGCGCUUAUGGAUAUGUAUGUGAAGUGUGGGGACCUGUUAGCUGCACGAGUUUUAUUUGAUAACAUGGCACAGAAGACCAUUGUUUCAUGGACUACAAUGGUUUUGGGAUAUGCUAGAUUAGGUUUUCUGGAUAUUGCUCGGGAGCUUUUAUUUAAAAUUCCAGAGAAAAGUGUUGUGCCUUGGAAUGCAAUGAUCAGUGGCUGUGUCCAAGCUAAGCAUAGUAAGGAGGCAUUGGCUCUAUUCCAUGAAAUGCAAAUUAGAAAAAUAGAACCUGAUAAAGUGACCUUGGUUAACUGUCUUUCUGCGUGCUCCCAACUAGGAGGACUUGAUGUCGGAAUAUGGAUUCACCAUUAUAUUGGAAAACACAGUAUUUCUCUAGAUGUUGUUGUAGGAACUGCACUAGUUGAUAUGUAUGCCAAGUGCGGAAAUAUUGCAAGGGCACUCCAGGUUUUCCAAGAGAUUCCUCAAAGAAACUGUUUGACCUGGACAGCCAUCAUUUGUGGUUUAGCACUUCAUGGGAAUGCUCAUGACGCUAUUUCCUAUUUCUCGAAAAUGAUUCAUAACGGAUUAAUGCCUGAUGAGAUCACCUUUCUUGGUGUCUUACAAGCAUGUUGUCAUGGAGGUUUAGUUGCAGAAGGCCGUAAAUAUUUUUCUGAAAUGAGCUCUAAAUUCAAUAUAUCUCCAAAGGUUAAACACUACUCAUGCAUGGUGGACCUUUUAGGAAGGGCUGGUCAUUUGGAGGAAGCAGAACAGCUUAUUAAAAGUAUGCCCAUGGCGGCUGAUGCUGCUGUGUGGGGUGCUUUAUUCUUUGCUUGUCGAGUACAUGGCAAUGUUCUAAUUGGAGAGAGGACAGCUUUGAAGCUUCUUGAGAUUGAUCCUCAUGAUAGUGGAAUUUAUGUUCUGCUUGCUAGCAUGUACCGUGAGGCAAAAAUGUGGAAGGAGGCAAGGAGUGCAAGGAAAAUAAUGGAGGAGAGAGGAGUGGAAAAAACGCCUGGUUGCAGCUCAGUUGAGAUCAAUGGCAUUGUUUAUGAGUUUGUGGCGAGGGAUGCAUCACACCCUCUGUCUGAAUGGAUUUAUGAAUGCCUGGUUUCAUUGACAAAACAACUGUAGCUUCUUGGAUUUACAGUGGGCACUCCUACUUAUUGAUAUAAUCGUUUUUCAUUAACUUGUCAGCCUGUUUACCAGGUCUCUUCAUAUUUAGUUAUACUCUUACCUUUUCAUUCUAUUCUAUCCAUAGGCUUCUAUCUACCUUAGAAAUGUAUAAGUGAACCAUGUCUCUUCAAUCCUUAAUCCUUUCACUCAAUCCUGAACCAUGCCUCACACAUAUGUAGUUAUACGCUUACAUAAAUAUGCAGAUUGUUGGAUUGUUAUUUAUGGCUAUAUUUCAGUGUCUGUCUUUUAAAACACAAAGACUUUCCCUGCUUGUCAUCAAAUAUUCUCUUGGUUAGCCAGCCAAACGUUUCCCAUAUCCUCUUCACCUGUAUAGAUUUUAUUAUGCUUCAGAGUUCAGAUGAGCCCUUAUGUUUUUUUAUUCCUGACUCCUGUAUCAUGUUAAGGAUACCUUCGAUUCUACUAAAUUGUGUCAAGUUUGUUAUGCAUUGCAAGGAUGAACUGGACUAUGUGUUUAUGCAUGCACUGGGUUUACUCUCCCAUUGUUGGAA